AUGAACAAAGAACCAAUAUCGCCUGAGUGUCGAUUGGGCAUUUGUUUAUAUCGCCUUGCCAGAGGAGACUAUUACUACACGAUAGCAGAAAUGGUCGGAUUAGGUGUAGCAACUGUUUGUUUAAUUGUAAAGGAAGUAACCGAAGCAAUUAUUGCAAAUUUAUGGAAUUUAUCAGUAGAACAACACAUGCCCCGAACAAAGGAAGAUUUUGAAGGAAAAAUACUAGAUAUGGAAGAACUUUGGCAAUUCCCAUUUUGCUGGGCAGCGAUUGACGGUUGCCAUAUACCAAUUAAGUGCCCAGCUGGAGGUCUAGAGGCUUGCAAGGAAUACCACAACUUCAAAAACUUUUAUUCUGUAGUAUUGAUGGCAAUGGUCGACUCCAACUAUAGAUUUGUGUGGGCAAGUUGUGGAUUUCCUGGCAAUUCACACGACUCGAUUAUCUUCCAGUCAACCGAACUUUGGAAUAAUAUAACAGAAAAAGGUGCAAUUCCAAACAUUGGUGAAACUGUGGGUACAACUACCAUUUACCCACUUAUUCUGGGUGAUUCUGCAUUUCCCCUACAAUCAUGGCUGAUGAAGCCUUACACGAAUGCCGUACUGACAAAUGAACAGAAAAAUUUUAACUAUCGCUUAAGUAGGGCAAGAAUGGUGACGGAGGGAGCAUAUGGGCAAAUGAAAGGAAGAUGGAGAGUUUUGAUACGGAAGAAUGAAAGUGAAGUAGACCAAGUGAAAACAACCGCCUUAGCAUGCAUAGUUUUACAUAAUAUCUGUAUUGAUAAGGUUUAUGUGAAAAUACUGUACAAUAACCACAACAAUGGACUGUACUUUUUGCAUGAACCUGCCCUAACAUAGAUGACUUUCAUUGAGUCUCUAAACCAUGUGCUCUAUUAACUAUGCUGAGACAACAAAUCAACCACGCAAGCUAGGGUCUGGAUAUGCGCUCCUGCCUCUCUUGAAUUGAGACCUUUAGUAUUAACCGGUCAUGUGACCCUCCGUAUUUUGGUGGAUUUGUUAAUUUGUUUCUGGGGAGGGGAUAGAAAGUAUAGUUGUCAAUUUGUCCUAUAAUGGUACUUCAUUAAUCACACAUCGAACAAAACUAGUACCCCCUCUCAAGAGACAAAUUAUCAAAUCCGCCAAAAUACGAUGGGUCACAUGACCAGCUAAUACUAGGGUCUUAAUUCAAGCGAGGCAGGAGCGCAGAUCGAGACUCUAGCUUGUGAGGUUGACAACAAAUAUGGAUAUAUAUGCAUAUACAUAUAUAGUUUGGCAUGCUUUAGUCAAUUAGCAGUGAGCCCUGA
This is a messenger RNA of Paramuricea clavata, 1298 nucleotides long. NCBI's taxonomy places the organism in Eukaryota, Metazoa, Cnidaria, Anthozoa, Malacalcyonacea, Plexauridae. The record is from the annotation of a GenBank genome assembly.